Molecule: messenger RNA, 4517 nt
Organism: Artibeus jamaicensis (Jamaican fruit-eating bat)
Lineage: Eukaryota; Metazoa; Chordata; Mammalia; Chiroptera; Phyllostomidae
Gene: ZBTB1
Product: zinc finger and BTB domain containing 1
Exons: 3
Coding region: 714-2648 (644 amino acids)
Biological process (GO): regulation of cytokine production; negative regulation of transcription by RNA polymerase II; regulation of immune system process
Molecular function (GO): protein binding
Source: RefSeq, a predicted model, not a curated record
UGGAAGGCAGGGUUGGGGGAGCGUGAGGAAUGGGCGACCCUGAAGUCAUUGGCCACGUCCAGGGUUGGACGAGUUUGCCGGUGCCCCAGAACGCCUAGGGCGUACUGUGAAGGAGGGCCCAGCUGCUGGGUCCUCCCGGGCAGGGGUCUGACAUCUGGACAGUGUGGGAAAGCAGUAUCUAGCCCUUGGGGAGUCGGAAGGAGCCCAGCCCCAUCCAGCUGUGCAAACGAGAAGAGGAGGUCCCAACCCUACCCUCGGGAGAGGGGCAAGAGGGGUGGUCAAGCCGCAGCCGUGCCGGGCCCCCGCGGUGCGGGUUGAGCCAGUCUCCUCAGAGCCCGACGCAGAAACUUGUAACAAACAGGCGACCGCGGGUGCCCCUAGCAGCCGGCGGCGGAGUGGGUGGGCGGGCGAGAGGGAGGGGAAGGCUGGCGGACGCCGCAGCGAACUGGUGGGCAGACCCGGAGUCGCCGCGUAAGCGGGGCCGGCUCAGUGCGGUGCGGCAGGCGCGGCUGUGCGGCAGCGGAAGUCCUUUGUUGCAGCACAGUCCCUGGCAGAGCCAGAACCUCUCCGCGCAGCCCAGCCUGAGUGCCGCGCUUCGCCGCCACUGCAGCCCCUUCGCCUCCGCCCGCCUUUCCCGUGGCCGAUUUGCCUUAAACUCCCUAAAAUCUCCGCAACCUCGGUUCCCGCUGCGGCCGGUCUCUAAUCAAUAGAAGAUGGCAAAGCCCAGCCACAGCAGCUACGUCCUUCAGCAGCUAAACAACCAAAGGGAAUGGGGCUUUCUCUGUGACUGUUGUAUUGCAAUUGAUGACAUUUACUUUCAAGCGCACAAAGCCGUGCUAGCUGCUUGUAGCUCCUAUUUCAGAAUGUUUUUCAUGAACCAUCAGCAUAGUACUGCACAACUGAAUCUCAGCAACAUGAAAAUUAGUGCUGAAUGUUUUGAUCUCAUUUUGCAGUUUAUGUAUUUAGGGAAAAUUAUGACAGCUCCCUCCAGUUUUGAGCAAUUUAAAGUGGCAAUGAACUACCUACAGCUAUACAAUGUUCCGGACUGCUUAGAAGACAUACAGGACGCAGAUUGUUCUAGUUCAAAAUGUUCAUCUUCUGCAUCUAGCAAACAGAACAGCAAAAUGAUAUUUGGGGUAAGAAUGUAUGAAGAUACUGUGGCUAGAAAUGGCAGUGAAUCCAAUAGGUGGUGUGCAGAGCCAAGUUCAACAGUAAAUACACCACAUAACAGAGAGCCUGAUGAAGAGUCUUUACAACUGGGUAAUUUUCCUGAACCACUAUUUGAUGUAUGUAAAAAAAGCUCUGUGUCCAAAUUAUCUACUCCAAAAGAACGUGUAUCACGACGCUUUGGACGAAGUUUUACCUGUGAUAGUUGUGGAUUUGGCUUUAGCUGUGAGAAAUUAUUAGAUGAGCAUGUGCUAACCUGUACUAACAGGCACUCAUACCAAAACACGAGAUCCUACCACAGAAUAGUAGAUGUUCGAGACGGAAAAGAUGGUGGUAUCAAGGCUGAAUUUGGUGAAAAGGAUUCUUCUAAGACAUUUCCUGCACAGACGGAAAAAUACAGAGGAGACACAAGCCAGGCUGCUGAUGAUUCGACUUCGACCACUGGGAGCAGAAAGAGUAGCACAGUGGAGUCUGAACUAGCCAGUGAAGAAAAAAGCAGAGCUGCUGAGAGGAAAAGAAUCAUUAUCAAGAUGGAGCCAGAAGACAUUCCUACAGAUGAACUGAAAGACUUUAACAUUAUUAAAGUUACUGAUAAAGAUUGUAAUGAAUCCACUGACAAUGAUGAAUUAGAAGAUGAACCUGAAGAACCAUUUUAUAGAUAUUAUGUUGAAGAAGAUGUGAGCAUUAAAAAAAGUGGUAGGAAAACUCUAAAACCUCGGAUGUCAAUAAAUGCUGAUGAAAGAGGUGGUUUAGAAAAUAUGAGGCCUCCUGACAACAGUAGUCCGGUUCAAGAAGAUACUGAAAAUGCAUCUUGUGAGCUGUGUGGACUCACAAUAACUGAGGAGGACCUGUCAUCUCAUUACUUAGCCAAACACAUUGAAAAUAUCUGUGCAUGUGGCAAAUGUGGACAAAUACUUGUGAAGGGUCGACAACUUCAGGAACAUGCUCAGAGAUGUGGGGAACCCCAAGAUCUGACGAUGAAUGGGUUAGGAAAUACUGAGGAGAAGAUGGACAUGGAAGAGAAUCCUGAUGAGCAGUCUGAAAUAAGAGAUAUGUUUGUUGAAAUGUUGGAUGAUUUUAGGGACAAUCAUUUCCAGAUUAACAGUAUCCAAAAAAAGCAGUUAUUUAAACAUUCUGCCUGUCCUUUUCGAUGUCCUAAUUGUGGCCAGCGUUUUGAAACUGAAAAUCUAGUGGUUGAACAUAUGUCUAGCUGCCUAGACCAAGAUAUGUUUAAGAGUGCCAUCAUGGAAGAAAAUGAAAGAGAUCACAGACGAAAGCAUUUUUGUAAUCUCUGUGGAAAAGGAUUUUAUCAGCGGUGUCACCUAAGAGAACACUAUACUGUUCAUACGAAGGAAAAACAGUUUGUGUGCCAGACAUGUGGAAAGCAGUUUUUAAGGGAACGUCAAUUGCGACUGCACAAUGAUAUGCACAAAGGCAUGGCCAGUGGUGAAAUAGGGCCUUCUAAACCUCUGGAGAAGUGAGAUCUGAAUUUGGAGAGGACCUGGGGAAGAAUCAAUCUUCAACAGAUAAUCUUUAAGUCCAGACCCAGGAAUAUCAGAUCUGAAGUGACACCAUCUUUUCUGUCUUCCUGACAAACCUCAUCAGACCCAAAAGUUCCAGUUGCAAGCAUCCAAGAAAAUUCAGUAAACAUCACUUUGAAAUCAAUUUGUUGUGACAAAAUUGAUUCAUGGUGACUCUCCUAGUAUUUGUGGAAAAUCUGCUAAAGAAAAGUAGAAUAUUCAUAAGACAUCAGUGGGAAAAGCUACACUAAAAUGAAACUAUAUGCUAAUUAUCUUUAAGAGUCCCUUCUAAAAGGCUUGCUAGGCUACUAUAAAUAGAGAUAAUCACACAAAUGUGUAAACAAUUUUAAACUUAAUCUGAGUCAGAGUUUAUAUAUAAUGACAUGCAUUUAGACAAUUUAAGAAGUUAUACAAUAAAAUCUGUAUAGAGCAUAAAUAAAAAAAUGGGUACACAGACAAAAAGACCAAUAUUUUAACAAGAUAAUCUAGUCAUUUCUCACUGUAAUGUAACAUUUGCUCUUCUUUAUAUAUGUUACAAACUUGAUUAUUACUGUUAAUGAAGUUCCCGUUUAAGUCUGGUGAUGUGAAGGAAAAACAAGCAGUAUUACUUUGUCAGUAGUAGUUGAUCUUCACAAAUCACAAACAACCAAAGAGUCUAUUUUAAGACACAUUAUUUUCUUUUGAACUUGGUAAUAUAACCUAAUAGAACAGAAUAGGUUUCUGUUAACCAUUUAUUCUCAGGAUUAAUGUUUCUCAGUUUUCAAAUUUCAAGAUAAAAUUCUACUAAGUAUUGAAUAAAACAAUGGUUAACAUAUUCUUAAAGCCCUUUCAUGGGGGAAUGAAAUGUUUGGUGAAAAUUUAACCUGGCUACAAAUAACUUGAUAUAUGCUCAUAACAUUUCUUAACUAUAUGAAUUCUUGUAGCCAUAUUAUUUUCAUAUUGUGAGUAUACUUGUAGUUUUACUUUUGAUUAACUGUGUACCCAAUUCAUUAUUAUUAUUUUAUUUUUGUUUAUUGUGCAAUAUCAAGAUGUCAUAUUUUCAGAAUUGUGUAUUAUGUUUUUAUGCCUAUUCAAAUAUUUUACUAUGUUGCACAAAGAGCUCUUAGACUAUACAUAAUAGCAUAUGCAGAAAUUGAGUAGUUUAAAAUCUCUAGCUAUAAAAUAGAAUAACUUAAAUAUCCUUUCUAACAAUUUGAUUAACAAAAGUUAGAGAAAAUUGUCCUGACUGGUGUGGCUCUGUGGGUUGGGCAUUAUCCUGCAUACUGAAAGGUCACUGGUUUGAUUCCCUGUCAGGGCACAUGCCUGGGUUGCAGGCCAGGUCCCCUGUUGAGGGUGUGCAAGAGGCAAUGGGUCGAUGUUUCUCUUGCACAUACAUGUUUCUCUCCUCGCCCUCCCUUCUCCUCUAAAAAUAUAUAUUUUUUAAUCAGAGAAAGUUAAUUACAAUGAUAGUGGGUGAGAAGGAAAAGAGAAAUCCACUAGAGAUCUCAAAUUCAUAUGAAUUCAACUGCUUUAGAAUAAACCAAGUUUAGAAAACUAAAGUGUUCAUCAAAAUUAAAAUUAGUCUCUUGGGAGCAUGAGGAAACCUAAAGAAAUGCAAAUUUGUAGCAAAUAAGAAACAUAUAAGAAUAUUAUCAAUAAUUAAAGGUGCCAGAUCAAUAUAGUAAAGACUCAAUAAUUUUAACUGGUGGAAUUAGAUUCACAAAAGAGAUUAAAUUUUGACUGUACUAAAAUACAAAUGUAAUGAAGAAUAAGUGAUAUAAAUGCCUUCUAUAAUGUGAUUGUUUUCUGUACAUUAAUAUAAAAUGGAGUUUAUUAGGUCACAUAGAGAAC